AGGACUGCUUGGCCGCCCCGGGCCGUGCGCUUUGCGGUGCCCGCACUCUGGUGUUUGUUUUUUAAACGCUUCUGCAUCCUCAGGGCUUUAAAUUUGGAGUGUGACUAAAACUGGUUUUGAAAGCAAGAUGACUACAGCUGCAGAGAGAAAGUAUAUUAACAUUAGGAAGAGGUUAGACCAGCUGGGCUACCGCCAGACCCUGUCAGUGGACAGCCUGCCCUUGGUAGAAAAGCUUUUCAGUGAUUUAGUUCAUACGACCGAAAGCCUGCGGCAGUGCAGGCUAUCCUCGGUAAAGGCAGAAAAGGAAAGUGCCAAUUUCGACUUUGUUUUGGAACCUUACAAACUUGAAAAUACAAGGCUGAAUAAGGAGAAUAAUGAAUUGUAUCUGGAGUUAAUGAAGCUCAGAGAACACUCAGACAAGCACAUUAAAGACUUGAAAAUCACAUUGAAGAAGUGUGCGCGUGAGACGGCUGAUCUGAAGUUUCUGAAUAACCAGUAUGUUCACAAGGUCCGACUCCUGGAGAAAGACAGCAAGGCUAAGGAUGAGAAAAUCCAACAGCUUCAAGAGAAGAAUCUGCGUGCUGUAGUACAGACUCCUGGUGGCAAAAAAAGAAACAUUGCAUUUAGGCGCCAGCGGAUGCAAAUCGAUGAACCAGCCCCACCGUCGGAAGUCAGCUCAUACCCAGUUCCUCAACCAGAAGACCCGUACAUUGCAGACCUCCUGCAGGUGGCUGACAACAGGAUUCAGGAGCUGCAGGAGGAAGUCCGCCAGCUGCAAGAGAAGCUGGCAGAGAUGGAGAAAGGCGUGCAAGACUACAGCAGGCAGAUUGAACUAAGAGAACGAGAAAUAGAACGACUGUCGCUUGCUUUGGAUGGCGGUCGUUCCCCGGAUGUCCUGUCUCUGGAGACUAGAAAUAAAACCAAUGAAAAGCUCAUUGCUCACUUAAAUGUUCAGGUUGACUUCCUGCAGCAAGCUAACAAAGAACUGGAGAAGCAUAUCCAAGAGCUCGUGGCAACCAAGGAGACCGUGACAACUGAAGUUGUGAACCUCAGCAGCAGAAACGAGAAGCUCUGCCAGGAGCUAACCGAGAUCGACCAGUUAGCCCAGCAGCUGGAAAGGCACAAGGAGCAAGUGCUGGAGACAGCAGACAAGGAGCUCGGGGAGGCGAAGAAAGAGAUUAAAAGAAACCUCAGUGAAAUGCGGAACCUUGAGGAAAAAAUGUCAAAACUGCAAUGGGAGUUAGACGUCAGCCAUCAGGAGAAGGAGAGACUGAACAGUGAACUACUUUUAAAGUCAGACCUGGAGACUGUUGUUCAUCAACUUGAACAAGAAAAGCAAAGACUUAACAAGAAGCUGCAAAGUUUUGCCAUCACAGAAAGAGAACUGACUUUGGAGCUUGAGAGGAUGAGGCUAGAACAUGGGAUAAAACGUCGAGACAAGUCACCCUCUCGUCUAGACACAUUUCUGAAAGGCAUAGAGGAAGAGCGCGAUUAUUACAAGAAAGAGCUGGAGAAACUGCAGCAUCUCAUCCAGCGAAGAUCCUGUUCUGUUAAUUACUGUCCUCGGGAAAAAUCUCCUGUAGUCAAAUGCUCAGAAAGGGGUGACUACAAUUCAGACAUUCACCUGAUCACAAGAGAAAGAGAUGAGCUUCAGCGCAUGCUAGAACGAUUCGAGAAAUACAUGGAGGAUAUACAGGCCAAUGUGAAACUGCUGACGGCAGAGAGGGACAAACUCAGUGUCCUGUAUAAGGAAGCAAAGGAAGAGUUAUCUGCACUAAGACAGGAGUCCACUAAUUCGACAGUCCCCAACCAUGUUGUUAGUUGUAUAGAAAAGGAGAAAGAACGCACAUUAUCUGACUUAAGAAGAAUUACAGCAGAAAAGGAAGCUCUGAGAGAAAAGUUGAAAAAUAUCCAAGAAAGGAAUGCUGUUGGAAAAUCAGAGUUAGAGAAGACUAUUGAACAUUUGACGUACAUUAAUCACCAGCUUGAAAAUGAAAAAUACGAGUUGCAAUCUAAAAUGUUAAUAAUGAAAGAAACAAUGGAGUCAUUAGAGAACAAAUCAAAACUCCAAGCUCAAAAACUUAGCCAUGUGACUGGUGACUCCUCUCAUCAGAAAACAGAGAUGAACUCACUUAGGAUGGUAAGUGAACAGCUACAGCGGUCACUCGAUGACUGUCAGCACCGGCUUGCUGUAAAAAGAGGGGAACUUGAGUCAGCCCAAGAACAAAUUAAAAUGCUGGAGCAAAAACUAGAGAAUCUCAACCACAGGAUGACGGUGCAGAAUGAAGAAACUCACGCAAUGAAGAAGACCAUCGGAGUGAUCGACAAAGAAAAGGACUUUCUCCAAGAGACUGUGGAUGAGAAGACGGAAAAGAUCGCCAACCUGCAGGAAAGCCUCCUUAGUAAAGAAAAAGUUAUUGCCCAGUUGAAGGUCACAGUCUCAGAGUGUGAAAAGUCACUUAACCAGCUAAAAGAAACUUUGACUAACCGAGACCGCGAGGUAGCCAGCCUCCGGCGCCAGCUCGAUGCAGCUCACAAGGAGCUCGAAGAUGUUGGGAAAUCGAGAGAGAUCUCUUUUAAGGAAAACAGAAGGUUACAAGAUGACCUGGCCACGAUGGCAAGAGAAAACCAGGAGAUCUCACUGGAGCUGGAAGCCUCUGUGCAAGAGAAAGAGGAGAUGAAGAGCAGAGUCCACAAGUACAUCACUGAGGUGUCGCGGUGGGAGAGCCUCAUGGCCGCCAAGGAAAAAGAAAACAAAGACUUACUAGAUAGAUUCCAGAUGCUUCACAACCGCGCUGAGGACUGGGAGGUCAAGGCUCAGCAAGCGGAAGGGGAGAAUAGCUCCGUCCGCCUGGAGCUGCUGUCCAUCGACACCGAGCGGAGGCACCUGCGGGAACGCGUGGAGCUCCUGGAGAAGGAGAUCCAGGAGCACAUAAAUGCACAUCACGCUUAUGAGUCUCAGAUCUCAUCAAUGGCAAAGGCCAUGUCUCAGUUAGAAGAGGAGCUACGGCGUCACGAGAGCGAGAAAGCCACUGUGUUAGGUGACGUGUCGUCUCUCCGAGAACUGUGCAUUAAGCUCGACUCGGGCAAAGACAUCAUGACCCAGCAGCUGAGCUCCAAAAGCCUUGAGCUGGAGAGGGCAGCAGCAGAAUUAGAGAAUGUAAAAUCGGAAUCGGAACUGCUAAAAAAGCAGCUGAUGAGUGAGAGACAGACAAUUAAAAACCUCGAGUCGCUGUUAGCUACCAACAGAGAUAAAGAAUUCCAGUCCCAUUUAACCUCCCAUGAGAAGGACACAGAAAUCCAGCUACUGAAGGAGAAGCUAAACCUCUCAGAAAGCAAACUAACUACCCAAAGCCGAGAAACCUCCAUGCUUCGAACUAAAGUGGCACAGUUGCAGACAGAUUAUGAUAAUCUGAAAAGACAGAUGUCAAAUGAGAAAUAUGAACGAGAGCGAGCAAUCCAAGAGAUGCGCCGACUUGGUCUCCCUACGUCACCUCUGAGUUCUACUCUGAAGUCUCCUGUACAGUCUCCUGAACAAAUAAAUACAUAGUUACCAGAAAGAUUGUGGUUUUCAGUGAGUUUCUACAUGAAUUUUUAUAAGAACACAAGAGCAAUGAAACAUUUGAAGUACUUGUUCCUGUGAAUCAUGAACAUUGACACAAAUCCUACCUCUGUCAACCUUUAUUUAAAUCAGUGGAUAUUUAUGUAAAAAUGUGUAGUUUUAAAGGAGCCUUAUAUGUAUAUUUUCAUAUGUGAAAAAACAAAAUAUGUAUUAAUAGCUUAACUGAUGUGAUAUGUGAAUUUUUAUUAUUCCCAACUAAAAUUACUCCUUAAAAUGUGCUUAUACUGUGAAUUAAUUAAUUAAUUAAUUGAUUUAACAUGCUCAUAUCAUGCUCUAAUAAUCAGUGCCUUAUAUAUACGCAUGUAAAUAUCCUUGCACUAUUUCGGUGUGCUUGGUUUUCAUGCCUGUGUUUAUAGCCCAUAGCAUUCAGAGAAUGAUCCAUUUGAUGUUCUCUAAAGUGUGACAUCAGUCCACGUGUGCUGACCAUCAUACAGGAAGUCGAUUUAAAUCUACUCUAAUAGCAGAACUCACUGUUUGUUUGUUUUUAAGUAAAAAAAGAGUGUGUGUGAGCUUAUGGUUCUAGGACUCCAUCAGGGAAGGCAGCAGCAAGCACAUCACGCAAAGCCGAGAGUGAACAGGAAGUAAGGGGAAGCUGUGUACUCUGAAAGCCCUUCCCCCAGGGACAUACUGCUCCAUCUGUACCUCUUAAACCUCACCAAACAGCACCCCUCACAACUGGGGCCAAGGGUUCAAGUAUCUGAGCCCGUGGGAUACAUUUCUCAUUCAGACUGUUUAUAAAACCAAGAAUUCAACUGAUACCAUUUUUCUUUUUCCUGAGGUAGUUUUGCUAUUUCUGAAAGUUCAGACCUACUGGAGAUCAAUAAACUCAGCUACCUGUUUGGAAAUUACUUAUAUUCUCAUCAACUUUGAAAAAUCUUUUCCUGGAUAUAGAGGAGGUGUGCCCAGUGACCUCAUUACAUAUCUCUAGAUAAGUAGUUACCACCAUGUGUAAUUAGUGCCAGCAGGAGGGACGGCAGUGGGAGGUGUUUGUCUCUGUGGGCCUUAUUUGGGCUGUCCUGUAGCUUUCCACAUGAUGCUUUUAUUUUUAUUUUUUAUUUUUUAGAAUUAAGCUAAAAUAUAUUCAGGGUUUUGUAAAAAAACAAUCAAAUGAAAAAUUGGGGCUUUUUUUUCACUAAUUAAAUUCUUCAGUGUACUAGUCUAAAAUUUCAGAGUAUGAAAGUAUAUAAGCUAAGUGUAGAAAAGUGUUUUUGUUAAAAGUCCAGUAUGCAUCUGACCACACCUGUUUGUGGCCUCGAAUCCUGUAUAACUUCCCAGCCUUUCCGAGUAAUAUGUGAACACCAUCUUGGUGGCAUACAAAUUGAGAACAGCUCUGUACAAUUUCACUUUCAAGGUUUAACUCCCAAGAACUUAGGUAUGUGCCAACCCUCAAGAAAAGAGUAAAGCACAAAAUGAAAUGUCAGAUACAAAUACGAGUCAUGUGCCAACUGUUCACGUUUGAAGAAAACCCUUUUAAAACUAGAUUUCAUCAUGAUUGAGAAAGAACUUAAAAGUCAGCCCAGGCAGGCGAGUCAGCUGUGAGCAACACGCUCUGUUUCCUCCUGGCGUUUCCUCCUGGCGUCAUAAACUUCAUAAACUUGCUCUGUGUGAGCGGCCCUGAAGGUGGGUAGACCUCCGUGUAACUAGUGCGCCUUGUAAGCUCAGGAUGUUCCCCUUGCAAUUAAUUUGCUGCAUAUUUGAAUAUAGGACGACUUUAUAAUGUAUUCAUUCUAUCUCCUUUAAGUAAAUUCAUGUAUUAUAGCAAAAUACGAAGAAAAAGAAAUGACCAUGUACAAUGUCAUUUGGAAAGUCUUGUAACAAAUACAUGUGAUAAAAUUUGUCCCCACCUUUUCUCCCAAAAGCAACAGCAAGACGCACUGUCUUAAAUGUUCAUUUUUUAAUGUUUUCUGUACUUACCAGUCGGUUGCCUUCAAACUUGUUAUUUUAUAGCCAUCAUACUACAGUUUUUUUAAGUGCUUAUCAUUUAAAAAGUGAAUGUUCUUUUUAUAGAUGUUUUUACUUUCGUUUUAAAUAAUUUUAAAUCAUGGAGCUCGAUUAUAGAUUUGCCAAUAAACAUACCAGUCAAUUUA
Grammomys surdaster is the source of this 5709-nucleotide messenger RNA. RefSeq names its product centrosomal protein 135 (gene Cep135). NCBI's taxonomy places the organism in Eukaryota, Metazoa, Chordata, Mammalia, Rodentia, Muridae. The record is from RefSeq and is a predicted model, not a curated record. Bases 128 to 3550 code for a protein of 1140 amino acids. The transcript is spliced from 26 exons.